CUUCUACAGACUGACCCCUCCACAGUCACGGCAGAUAUGGCAUCUUGGAGUGCGGCUCGUCUGACAGUACCUCUCUGGCUGUGUCUCCUGGGUUGUCUCUGUGAUCAGCAUGUCUACCCAUCGGUGGGCACUUUAUUUGUCCACAAGCUAGAUACGGAGGAUUACCAGCAGCUCUUUCUGAAUAAAUCUGGUCAACCUUACCCAGUUUCAUUUCGUGCUAAUUUGGUGGGAUUCCCUGACCUGCCCAGAUGGUUGCGUUACACCCAGCGCUCCCCAUGGCACAGUGCAUAUUUUUACGGAUCCCCUACCAAGCCUGGGAAGCAUGUCAUAGAGGUAACAGUAUACAACCGGAAGACCUUUGAAACCCUUAGAGAGAAGAUCAUUUUCAACAUUCUUUCUCCAACAGAUGUGCCACCACUGUAUGAAGCUGAAUUUUUGAUUGACAAUGUGGAUGUGGAAGAGAUGCUCCCGCCAGAGGCCAGGCACAACUUUCAGGUCCCUCUGCAGGAACUUUGGAAUACUCAGAGACUCUCUGUCAUUAAUGUCACCUCCGCGCUGGACAAAGGAGGUAGAGUGCCGUUGCCACUGCCCGGACUAAAAGAGGGGGUGUUUGUAAAGGUGGGAUCUGUUGUCCCCUUCCCAGAGUGUCUUUAUGAGACCCAAAAGCCGCAGAUCCGGCAGCAGUGCAAAGAAGCAAAGAGACCAGUGUUAUGUUCUGAGCUAUUGGUAAAUGACUUCAGAAUAGACUGGUGCAAUGUGACCUUGGUCGAUGAGUCAGAAUCCUCUCCUACUCCUCUUAGUUUUGAACCCCUAGAAUGGGAUGAAGAGUUUAAGCCUCCUUCUGAUGAAUUGGGUGAAACGGACUACUUCCCAGAUUACCUGCUGACUAUGUUACUCCCCAUUCUCGUUGCCUUCCUUCUGUGCGCCCUGCUGUCCUAUAUCAUGUGCUGCCGCAGGGAAGGGGUGGAAAAGAGAGAUGCAGAGACAUCUGAACUCCAGCUAGUUCACCAACAGUCAAUAUUCUCCAACACUGAAGAGCUUCGGCAUAUGGCUUCCAACAGGGAUGUUCCUCGACCCCUUUCAACGCUGCCAAUGUUCAAUAUCCGUACUGGACAGAGGACCUCCCCAAUGGACUUGUCAGGCGAUAGUGCUCAUGUACCUCUCAUACUGUCUCAGCAGUGAAUGUCCUCCAGAUCCUGUACAAUUUCUCAACAAGGAAAUGAAGUUGUCUGGUAAAUGGAGGUCUGGAGGCUUCUUUGUGGCACUGGAAAGGAUCCUGAAAAUUGUGUUUUUACUACUGUAGUGUAUGUGGUAUGAAUGCAGUCAAUGGUUACAAAAGUAAGCUACUAAAUAAAGAAACCAUUUUCAGAAUA
Molecule: messenger RNA, 1373 nt
Organism: Bufo bufo (common toad)
Lineage: Eukaryota; Metazoa; Chordata; Amphibia; Anura; Bufonidae
Gene: SGCA
Product: sarcoglycan alpha
Exons: 10
Coding region: 37-1182 (381 amino acids)
Cellular component (GO): sarcoglycan complex
Source: RefSeq, a predicted model, not a curated record